CGUGGGCGGAAGUCAGGGACGUCAUCAAAACAGUGAGACAGGAGGAGGGAAGCUGCUCGUCAGUGGAUGUGACACGCUUACAAAUAAAUAGAAAACAACCCAGCAAGCAGCAGGAAACCAUGAUCCGGCUCCAGCAGCGUGUUUAGUGUGCUCGAUUCAACCGGACAGCGGACUUUUGUCAUAUUUUUCUCCCUUCCAGAGUUCUCGGAGGCAACAGCAGCACCAUGGUGAAGCAGUCGGACCGAGCCCCGCUGUUGGACUGGGAGGAGAUCCCACCGCCCGAUCCGAACCAGACGGCCCCGCCGCUGCCGCCUUCGCCGCCGCGGGAGGAAGACGCACCGCCGGAGAAAAGUUCGCAGCCAGCCGUGCGUCGCGCACCCACGGGCAUCGCGGCUGGUACUGGGUGGAGCAGCGGCUGCAGCACCGCCACCACCGCCACCAUCACCUGCAGCCCGACGAGGAAUCUCACAGCUGUUGUUGGCAGCAGGGACGGGAGCCCGGGCCGUCCGCGAUCAGGGCUCUCUGGGCACGGGUGGGAUCGCCCGCAGCCUCUCGGUACAGAUCGUCAUGUUCCCUUCCCCGGCCUCUCGGUGAGGGAUCAGUGGGAGGAAAAAGACCAGAUCGUGGCUGUGUUUGUGGUUACCUUUGAUACGAGAUCAGGGAAUAUGGUAGAGUGGUGCCUGCCUCACGACAUCAACCUAGACGGAGUCGAAUUCAAGUCCAUGGCCAGCGGUUCCCAUCGGAUCACCAACGACUUCAUAUAUUUCCGUAAAGGCUCUUACUUUGGCCUGGCCUGUUUUGCCAACAUGCCUGUGGAGAGUGAGCUGGAGCGAGGAGCGAGGAUGAAGUCUGUGGGAAUUCUGUCUCCCUCCUACACUCUGCUCUACCGCUACAUGCACUUCUUGGAGAACCAAGUCAGACACCAGUUGCAGUGUCCAGGCCAGUAUUCUCCACUGGAGGCCUUCUAUGAGGAUAAGAAGGCUGUCCUCCCCCCUACAGGGAAUGGUCUGGUCACCGCCUGCCCAACCUGGAGUAUUACCACCAUCAACCGCUGCAUGCACCCAGAAAUGAAGAUCACCCACCCGGCUGGCUGCAUGUCCCAGUUCAUCCAGUUUUUCGGGGAGCAGAUAAUGGUGCUGUGGAAGUUUGCCCUGCUUAGGAAACGUCUCCUCAUCUUCUCCCCUCCACCUGUAGGCGUGGUCUGCUACAGGGUGUAUUGCUGUUGCUGCCUGGCCAAUGUCUCCUUACCUGGAAUUGGUGUCUCCGUGCCUGAAUUACGGCCUUUCUUCUACAUCAACAUAGCCGACAUCCCCGCCCUGGAAACAGAGAUGUCAUACGUGGCCUGCACCACCGAGAAGAUCUUCGAGGAGAAGAAGGAUCUGUACGAUGUCUACAUUGACAACCAGAAUGUGAAAACGCACAGAAGCCAUUUGCAGCCGCUCCUCCGACUGAAUGCUGCGGAUAAGGAGAAGUACAGGAAACUGAGCGAACAGAGGCAAAUGUUGCUGUACUCUCAGGAGGUGGAUGGAGACUGCACAUCAAAUGAAGAGGAUCUUUUCAUCCUGUUCUUCAUGGAGUUGAAUAACCGCAUCUUCCAGACCCUGUCAGAGGUAGCAGGGAGCGCUGAUCCCACCCUCACUGCUGAGCAUGUGAGGGCCAUGGGGCUGGAUCCCCAGGGCGAUCGCUCCUUCCUGAUGGACCUGCUGGAGGUGUACGGCAUUGACGUCACGCUGGUCAUAGAAAACCUCUGCUGCCAAUGAGGCUCCCUCCAGCUGGGAGAAACCUGGAAUAACACUGGAUAUUUGUGCCUUCAAGGCCUACGUACACACACGCACACACACCAAAACACUGAAGACACUGCCUCAACCCUGGGACUUCCAUCUGUUAUCUGCUGUCCCCUGUGGAGUUUCCAACCAGUGUGGACGAUGACGAUUGGUGCACUGGUCCACAGUGGCUGAUAAACACCUGCCUCGUAGACAAUGCCGCUUGGCAGCAGUGUGCUCUUAUACUCAUCUUAUAUCACUCAGUACUGUUUUUUUGUUGUCAGAAAUAUUUGUUUGCUUGUGUGUUCCUAGCGGCCCGGACUGAAGAAUUUUAGUAAAAACAGAAGUCUUGGUCAGGUCUGGUCUUCACUGGCCACCGGAUUGGUCGUUCUUCUCUGCAGCCGUCGUAAUGAAGAAUUCACUGGGAGUUUUUACUGCUAGAGAUGAAUUUGUGUGCUUCAACUGCAUUUUAUAGAAGAUUCUAGCCAUCAUAAUGUGCAACAAUACCAUACUUGGAUAUUAUGUUCGUAUUGUUCUGACAUCAAACGCUUUUUGACCACUUUAUUCGCCUUUCAAAAAGGAAGCAAUAGGAGUUAGGUGAAAUUACCAGCCUUCUUCAUGUCUCUGCUUUUUUUUUUUUAACUAUUUCUUUCACAACUGAAAGUUUGUUAAGGAGCGUGAUAUCCUCUUUUUAUAACGGGGGGUUUUGGUUCAUUAUUAUGAAGCUGACUCACAGAAUGAGAUGGGGGGGAAAGCUUUUAAAUACUUUGUUCACCUUUAUGCACCUUCAACACGAUAACGUGUUUCACGUGUUUUACCUUCGUACGUCUUGAUCAGCUGAGGUUCCUGACUCGUCAAUGAAUGUGAUUCUAUAACACUAACUCAUCACGAAUGCAGCACCAUGUCCGCCACUGGACUAUUUCCCGAUGCACAUAGUGAUCAUGCUUAACUGUACCUUUCUGUUUGUUCUUUUGGAGUCGUGUGUGUGUGUGUGUGUGUUUUGUCCUCUUAUACAGGCUUUCAUUGUUUUCGUUUUUUUGAGGCUGGUUCAUCGGCGGAUGCUAAUAUUUCUUCCUGGUGAGUGAAGAGUCCUUGAUGGAGCUGUUUGUAAUUUACUUGUGGGGAUCCUCUUUGUUUGUCUGUGUCUUUGACAAAGAUCUCUUUGUGUUUCUGGAGAUGUGGUGUUAGUCACAGUGUGGGCUGAGCAAAAGCUUUAACUCCUCCUCUUUGGGCAGAUUCACAGAGCACCCCUCCCUCCCUCCCUCCCUCCCUCCCUCCAUUCCCCUGUCUGUGCCAGCUGAGGGUUUCUCUCAGUCUUUUCAUCACAGUCCCAUUGAGUGAAUCCAGCUCCAAAGAUGGGCCAACUUUGUCUUUUGAAUUACCCUGGCAGACUGGUAUUAGUUCAUCCAUCACGUUGCCAAUCAGAGUGAUAAUUUGUUCCAUGUUGGAACACGAGGCUAAGGCUUGCCUCUUAUACGUUUGGAGUAGUAGUUCUCAAGCUUCUUGUGCCCCCCCCCGUGCAAGCUUGCAUUUUUUAAAAAUCUUUUUUUAAAUUCAAUGCUCUACAUAUUCUUUUUUUUUCAUUGACACAUUUCAGAAAUGAUCUUUCGGGGGCUGAUCCCCAGGUUCAGAACUACUGCUGCCCCUCCCCCCCCCAAAGAUGCUUUCUGUGUUGGUAAAAGAAAAAAAAACUGCACUAAGUAUUGUAUUUGAAAGAGAACGGAACUAGCUUUGUUGUUUAAAUGGGGCCUUAAGGAAAUGUGAUUUUCUCAAACUUACCACAGCAAAGUGACUCAUUUCUGUGUGUGCGUCAGCACUGUUUGCUGACAGAUUAAGAACGUUGUCCUUGGAAUUUCUGAAUGACAUUACUGUCAUUCAACAGUGAAAACCUGUUGACUCUGACUGGUCUAUGUAUUCGUCAGCAGACGUACAGUCUCGCCUCCGACGGUGUAUGUUAAACGUGAAAGGGAAUGUACACAACACACACCACCUGUAUCAAUGCCUUCUUUGUGGAGCCGUUCACAGAUGUGUACCAGCAUUAGCCAAACGAGUCAUUUGUACAGUGUCACUCUACUGAAUGUCAAAGACAGCAAAAGUAUUGCACACAUGCAGCAGCACACCCAAGUAGUUUUCUCCUUGAUUGUAAUGUAAAUCAAGAGUAUCCACGGAAUAAGUCUUUACCUUUACUAAUGUGAAACACUGUAAGAGAUGUCAGUAAAUGUACACAUGAACUCAAUAGCAUGAGCAACUGUUAAUUUCACUGUACUGCCAUUGUUAAACAAUAAAACAUUGAUACAGUUUA
Dicentrarchus labrax (European seabass) is the source of this 4065-nucleotide messenger RNA. It is a transcript of the gene dennd11, whose product is annotated as DENN domain containing 11. Bases 225 to 1760 code for a protein of 511 amino acids. The record is from RefSeq and is a predicted model, not a curated record. Gene Ontology annotation, cellular component: cytoplasm. The transcript has 9 exons. Lineage: Eukaryota; Metazoa; Chordata; Actinopteri; Moronidae.